CGACGCGAGUAGGCAGCAAGGGAUUUGCACUAGUGAGUGGGCGCUUGGUUGCCUGACUUGGCUAGUAGCCUUCAACCAAGUGUAGCGUAGAACUUUCACUAAUAGCUGAGUGAGUUUUGAUAUUUUGGUAGACAUCUAGUAGGCUGCAACUGGUCGCGAAUUAUACGUGGUAAUUUUUUGUCGAUGGUGAUGUGUUCUAUUUUUAGUAUGUGGGGAAAUUGGGAAGAAAUGGUGCCACCAAAACGAAAUUGUCUAGUGACAAUUAGUGAUGGGCUAACAUCAAAGAGAGUUUUUGUGUGAAUCAGAGUCGGAAUUUGUGUGUUGGUGUCAGAAAUCCCAGCCUGAUGAAUCUUAAACGGAGUGUUUGUGUGUAUCAUUUAUUCAUCGUCACUUAGGUCUACCAACAAGUAAAUGGUUGUGUACAGUGCCUUGGGGGGACGGACGGUCCAAGUGUUUCUUUGAUUGCGGUUUGAUUCACUUUAUGUGUCGUUCUGAGUUUAGUGCACCAGCGGGUUGAAUCAAGGAAGAUGACAAAUCACUCUCACUUAUUUAGGUUGUAAAAAGGCUCACCGUAAAGACUGUCGAUGGAUGAUGAUUUAGUGAGGAAAUAGAGCGAGUCGAGUCCGUCAUCGGUUGGUGCAUCGGCUUACAAACAGUCAUUGAUCACAUUAGUGAAGUGCAACAAAGGCAAGGCCGCCUAUAUGCGGGGAGAAGAAUGUGCUAGCGUGUGGUAAAAGUGGUCCACUGAAGUGGGAUUAGAAGGUCUAGUCGGUGGAUAGUUGGUUGGUUGGUUGGUUGAUGUUGGUUGGUAGAAGAUUAUCAACAUCUACCAUUACAGCUUAGAAAUGCAGGAAAAUGCUAACGUGUUGCACGACGAUAAUGAUGAUGAUGAUGGUUCUAAUCCCACGGAAGUAAGGUAUAGCAACGAUAUCGAUCGGUGUGCGGACUUGUGCCGGGAGGACAUCGGUGAAAGCAUCAGAAAUAAGCCGACUGGUUUGCACGUUGGAAAACUCGGCUGUGACAGAAAUAUUCGACCUGCUUCCUUGCCAAUUAGAAAAUGUUUCAAUUAUACGGAAGAUAGUGCUGGUAGUGGUAAAUUGGAUACUGAGCUUGAUUCGAACUUGCGAGAGCUGAAUCAGUCGCAGAACGAAGAGGCGACAUUCCUCAGCCCAGCCGAGGGGCAGUUCUGGAAACGUUAUGCCGAGGUUUCUAAGUUCAGGAAAGAUAAUAGCAUUGGAGAAUGUUCUGCGAGGAACCGUCGAAGAUCCGACACAUCGUUUAUGUUAGCAAAGCAAAGACUAUCUUCAUUCAGCCUUGGAGGACAAGGAACCAAUGCGGAGACAAUGGAUGAUGAUUUAGCACCGCUAUUACCCAGCAAGAGAGAAUUGUCGCAAGAGGAUUUCUAUCAAUCGCAAACGUCUUUGGUUUCCAGUUCCGAAGGUGGGAUAUUAGCGGAAGGCGAGGAAACCUCGAGCGAAUCUCAGGUAUCCGAAAACUCGCGCAGUCCAGCAUGUGUUCUAGGAUUGGUUGAACGUUUGCUGAGAACUCAUCCAGUAUGGUUUCUGCCAGGUAUUCAGCGCUCUGGUGCUGUGCAUUUAUUGCAAGGAAAAGAAGAAGGGAACUUCAUCGUUCGUGGUUCAAGCCAAUCCAAAACCAUGGCAGUUUCCGUACGGCUUCCACAGGAUUGUGGACCAUACAUCGAGCACUAUCUGAUUCAAUCCAACGAGGGAUUGCUUAGUUUGGAAAGUUCUCGGUUCAAAUUCGAUUCCAUUCCUUCGCUUAUCGCGCACUACUCUCAGUGUUGCGAUGAACUUCCGGUUCAGCUAUGUCUUCCGAAAGCAUUGAGAGAAGCAAAAAAUCGACAGCAGCUUUCGUCCCUGGCUUUGCUAGGGCAGGAGUUUUGGCGCUACCCAAUGGCUUCGCCAAAACCUAGAACUCUACUGUCGGCUAAUUCUAGUCAUUUGAACACGCCCUCCGAUGCAACGCACUCGAGUGGGAUUGGUUUAACUUUCAACAAUAAGAACGUGCCCAGUUUCAACUCAUUUGGCCAUGAUAACAACGCAAACACACUGGGACUUGGAGAGACACCGACGGAUACAAUAUCCACAUUAAGUAGUUUCACCGUCGGACAUGGCCAGCAGCUUCUAAGUCCGGAAUCGAUCGACAGUGCCGUGGUGUGCUCUCCCAUCGAUGCCGGCCAAACGGGUAUCAUAGGCAAAACGAGCACUUUCAAGUCAAAACGGCCCCUCCCUUCACCGACGGUGGCAUCCUAUGAUGUUGAGAAACAGAUCGAGAUUCUCAAUGCCAACCUGUUUACCAACAAUAACAGCAGCAGCAGCCAUGAGUCAAAGCUGAAUGAAUCCACAGGAUCAAGCACAUUGGAACGUCAACUAAAAACACCGCGACCGACUCCACCGAACACACUCAACAUAAAACCAAUACGAAGUCCUCCGGCACCACCAGCUCGGCGACUCAAGCCUCCCAGUACGGUAACUACUCCGAAUGAUUCCAGUCAGUCAUUCUCCAACAAUAUCACCGUUACAACAACAGUGACAUUUAGUGUCGACAAUCACACCAAGCCACAAAUGCUAGAAUUGGUCUCACCAAAUGAAAACAAUAUGAAUUUCGCAACAUUUCAGGCCACAUCGAAGCGUCUUCCACCGGACGGAGAAUGCCACAUGUCGGGUUCGUUUAUGAAAAACCAGGAACUAGACGAAAGAUUUUCCGAUUCCGAUAACAAUGUCCUGGCAAUCCAAGGACCGCCGCCCAGUCAGCCCGGGAAUGGGUUGUCAUUUCGGAAGAGCAGCAAGACCGAUUCGACUUCCACCGUGAUCCACACAAGCCGUACUAGUAGAAGAAGCAAACGAAAGGAAUCGAAACACUACCAGGAAUCUGACAUUCUCGAGUCACCAUCCGUGUACUGCCGUAGUAAUUUAGGAGAUAAAAUUAGCGACUACGAAGAUAUUUGGACUCAGGACAACAACGGAAAUACAACCCUGAUAAAAAAGGAUAAAGUAUCCACAUUUAAACCUACCUUGGAAAAACCAUCGGAACUGCUCUCUCCGGGCAUCGUAAGUCUCGAACAAUUCAAUCACUCACUGACUGAACCACCUACACCGUACAAUCCAAUCUUCCAUGAGCAGACGAAAACUUCACUGAUGUCUUCGUUCAGCACCGAAAACGUUAUUCAGUUGCGACAGCAUAGAGAUGCGAGCAGUGAUCGUAGCACACCAACCGACCUCCAUCAACGCCACGUGCUAAAAACAUUCUCGCCUACUGCGACACCAACAGAUAUGCAACCGCAUAACCCUAUGCUAGAGCCACGCUAUCGAAUGGGGCUCUGUUUUCCGAAUGCUGUCAAUCGAUGCGAACUGAAUGGCAAUGAUACCGGUGAUAAAGUCAGAGCGGAAACACCAACACUGAACAAUGGCAACAACAACAACAACAACUGCAACAAACAGGACAGCCCAUUCUACGCCGAUCCGGCUGAUGUUUUAAACAGUAUUGUACGAAGAAGUCCACUGCGUAGGUCAAGUGGUCUCCCCAGCAAUCACAGGCACUCGGAACCUCCGAAACAGCUGCUGUCCGGCUACGAAGCCCAGUCUCCACCGAUGUGGGCUUCGAUCGAACAGGAUGUUAAGCAGAGGAAUCCGUUCGCCGCUUCGCUGGACGAAUUGAAGAGCCCCCGGGCACCCCAGAGCCGGUAUGCGGACAGACUCCAAUUCGAACGUUUGUCGCUCGAACAGACUGAAAAUAAUGAUUAUGAUAAUGAUCUUCGUUGGCUGAGAGAACAAACUAAGCCGGAUGCGAUAGCGCAGAAGAAUGUGAUAAAAUUACCUCCGAAUUCGGAAAGUCACACCACUACCAACAACAACAACCAUACUUCGAUCAGUUAUAACAACAAUCAUCAUCAUCACCAUCGUGUUGUGACGGUCCAUCAAAUAAUCGCCAAUCGUUUGCCAAACCUUGACUUACCGGAGCUCCCAGGUAAUAGCGCCAACUCGGGAGAGUUGAAAGAUCUGCCCGAAUGCAGUACAGGUACUCUGACGAGAACUCAACGCAAAUCAGCUUACGACAAUGUUGAAAAGCAAAACAUGGCCUAUGCCUCGUCCCUGAUUGAUAGUACUCAGUCCGAUGAUGGUACAGUUUUCUCCGAACCGUGGGAUAGUUCUCAAUGGGAUCGUUUUCUACCUCAAGAGAACAAUGCUGACACCUUGCCAAUGGGUGAAACGAGCAACCAUUCAGGUAGGAGUAGCGGCGAACGGUACGGAUCUCGAAAUGAUAUGACCGCCGGCUACAGCAGCUCGUCCCUGCGACGAGACGUACGGUUGAAGAAAACGAACAGCAGUUCAUCGCAAAAGAUUGCCACCAUACUGCGCUCAAGAAGCUGCCGGGAUCGGGAGGUUCUCUGUCAUCCUCGCAACAAGACUGUCUUCAGUGGACCCGGAGAGACGAUCGGAAUGUACGCGUUGUCACUCGCCGAUGAUACCGAAUCUACCUUCUCACGGAACAUUCUGAAUUUCAUAUCAUGCACCAAGGAGUCGAAAGCGGCACCCCAGGUUGUAAUGCGAAACAUGCGUCAAUUUAUGAGUGGAAUGAAAAACUACUUGGUGAAGCAUGGCGAGGGUGAUUUUGCUGCCGAAGUGCAGAAGGCACGUUCGCAGCUGAAAUCGGACGAGUUCCUGAAUCUCGACUCGAUACUGGAGGAGGUGAUGCACCGGUUGGUUAUACUGCCAUUGCGGGAACAUUUGUACGGGUUGUUUGUGGACUACUACACGCAGUCCGGCGAUAUCCAGCUGCUGGUGGAGAAGGUCAAGCAGACGUCCGGCCGGGGACCGAUGGUGUUUGGAAUUAAGAACACAGUAACUCCACCGAGCGCUAGUGCCCUGCGGCAAAUUUCCACUCUGUUUGUGCGCCUGCAGGAAGCGGAACUGCCGCUGGAGAAGCUUGACCUACUUCUGACGGCUGUGUCGACCAUUUUCGAGGCAACGAAUUGCGCGAACGGGCAGCAGCUGAGUGCCGACGAUUUUCUUCCAGUAUUAGUGCAAGUGGUAGCUCACUGUGGCUUCAUAGGGGCCGAAAUCGAGGCCGAGUACAUGUGGGGUCUAAUUCAGCCCUCGCUGCUGAGUGGAGAAGCCGGUUACUACCUGACGGCAUUGUGUAGUGCGGUUCACGUGCUUAAGAACUUCUCCCUACAGGAACACGAGGGCGUUUCCGGAUCGGUCGAGUGGACUUCACCUACCUUUCCGGAGUGCUCUUCGGUGCUACGGGUCAUUAUUCCCGACGAAUAUAAUGGCUCAAUUCAGACUCGCACGCUUCCGAUACGACCUCAUACAACGACGAGGGAGGUGUGCCGGAUCAUCGCUCAUAAGGCACGAAUUACCAAUGCUCAAGAUUAUGGGCUUUUCAAGUUAAUAGACGGAGAAGAAACUCUCCUGCAAGAUAACGAGUGUCCGCAGGAUGUGCGGAUGGCGGCUUGUGGUAAGCACUGUAUGAUUGCCUACAAGCGAGUAGACGCGAAAAUCGCCUGGCCUACGGUUAUGCCGACGACGUUGACUGAUAGUAAUCAAUAGCAUUAUGAAACUAGGUUUUUUCAAAAUAUACAUUUUAUUUAUUGUAACUCUAUUAGGAAGCAUGGUUUCGUAACACUGAAAACAAUAGCUGAGAACUGUGACAAAUAAUGGUACAUAUUAAUCUGUAUGCAUAUAUUUGCUUUAAACGAUAUUUAGCCCUGCACGGUUCAAACAACAAUUACUAAUUUUCUCCUUUCAAAUACUACAAUUAUGUCCUAAUGUAAUGCCGUCAUCUCCAAUCAGUACUUUAAGCAAUCUCCAAAAUGGGAUCCAUCCAUUAAAGAACGAGAAAUAUUUUUGCAAUCGCAAAUCGUGACUGAUCUAAGCCUAACUACAAAAUUCUAAGAUUCGUGUGAUCGUUUUUGUCUGAUCUAUUAAAAAAAGGUCGCAUUCAAUUGCAGUCAUGAAUGGAAAUAUUAGCACUAGUUUAAUUGUGUUGGUUUCUGCAUGGAAACUUUCAUUGGAAAGUAGUGGUGAACACAAGCUGGGUUUUUGUUUUUUUUUAUUUCUGGAAAAUUUGGCAGCAACAAAUACUGCGUUAAAGUUUACUUACCUGAAACGUCGGGAAUUCCUCUCUCACACACACACUUCAUUCAUGUCGAAUUACAAAGGGAACAUUCGAAUUGGAUUAUUAUUCAUCCAAUCAGAAUUCUUUAUUACAUUGAAGGAUUUCACUGAGACAAUACAAAUACACUUUCCAGGCCUGUACCCAGGAUUUCAUUUCGGGAGGGGCCAGUGUAUCUCACCGGUUCCGGAAGCACCCGAAAAAGCAGUCAAAAACGUCGGAAUGGAACUCUCGCAGAUUUCUCAGCCAAUUUCACGAACUCAUUUUCAAACGAAAGGUUUCAAAUGACAUUUAAUUUCAUAGAGAUCCAGGUCCGGAAAUACAGAGUGAUGAGUGCAGAACAUUUCAAAUCGUCAUUGGAAACAGCGAUGCAACAAAAACAGAAAAAAACUUCUUCACUUGAUUCAAAACUGUUUUAAUGUUAAGGUUUUGUUAUUGGUUUUUAUACCCACUUGGAUUUACUGGUUUCCUGUUUCCGGUUUCGGAAGUAGAGGCCAAAACUUCCAAAACAGAUCGCACAUAGAUUCGUCCGAUUUUCACAAAUCAAAUCCGAAUCCGGCUUCUUGUUCCGGAUAUAUAGAAUAUUGAGUUCUCAAAAUUCUGAACAGUUAUAAUCGUUUUUGUUCUUCAUUGAUUUCUAUUAGAUUUGAAGAAGUACUGGUUUAGGUUUCAGGUUCCGGAAGUAGUGAUCAAAAAUUCCAAAACAAAAUUCGCAUCUUUUUCACAGAGAUGAUUGGAGGUUUUGAUACCAAUAAUAGCUCGGAGAAGCCAAAUCAGGUGAACAAGGUGGAUCUUUCCGACUCUGUUGGGUCUCCGAUUCCAAUCUAUCGUCGGGUAAUCAUUUUGUUCUCUGAUGUAUAAUAAUGAAUCCAGCCAAACAUGUAUUCGAAGUGCACUUGCGUUCGCCUUUUUAGUCCUAUAUAAGUAAAUGUGUGAUCCAGCGGCAGGAUAUCUUUCUCAUCUGCAGAAUCGUAACUCCAACUAUCAAACUACGGCCUGCUCGCACACUUUUUUUUUGAAAUUAUCCAGUACAAUUGUCGUUUAUUUUGCCCCCGGUUUUAACAUCCAUUUUAUAUAGUUUUAAAACUGUCAGUGGAGUGUUGACGAAACUCCUAAAACCACUAUUUCACGGUGUAAUCUGCAUGAUCAACAGCACCAUAAUACCAACAGCCCGGGUCCCUGAAACUCUCUCCUUUCUGUAUACGUGCCUGGGGUUGUCCAUCUUAGGAUUGAAAUCAAGAAUUCCACGUUUUUAAUGAUAUUUAAUAAUGAUUGCACUCUACAGCAAAGUUGAAGGACAGUUGGACAGAACUUUGGAAAAUUACUAUCUUAAAAGAAGCCUUCAAAAUAUCAAGUGAUUAUUAGACUGUGAGCCAUUUCGCGGUUAAUUUUAACUUUUGGUUAAAAUCUGACUCUUGAGUGGUUAUUUUGUGUCGAGUAGUCUAAAUCUAACUAAUUUAACUGCGGUCCAUUUCAAAGUUUGACGGAUGGCAAGUUAUUUGGGUUUAUUUUGCACUGGAAAUAAUUUUGACUAAAGAAUUGAUAUUAGAAUUUUCUUUGCAAGAUUUUUUUCAGUGUCGGAAAAUAACCAUCGAUCUGUCAAACAUUAACCUCUCGAGCAGGGCUAUUUUUGACAACAUCAAAAUAACCACUCGAGUGUCAGAUUUCAACCAAAAGUUAAAAUUAACCACGAAAUGGUUCACAGCCCUAAACGCCAUUAUGUAUCAACAUGCCACGUUCACUACCCAAACUCGCAUAUCAGUCCGAUAUCAAUUAUAGCAAUUUAUGUAUUAGCUUGAUGUAUAAAGCCUAACAUUCAUAAGGAGUGUAUCGAAAAUAAGCUAUCCACAAAUUCUUCUCUCAAAUUAUGAUAAAAAACGAUAUUUUAUUCAAACUAGAAAUUUAUCUUUUAUUUAGUUAAACUUGAGCGUAAUGAAAACCGGAUGAAAUUUAAGUUAUUCCUUCACGAAUUUUCGAACUUUUGAUCGAACGCUCUUCAUCAAGUUCCGGACAAGUGUUGCAUCGCUUUUUUUGGACGCUUGAGCCCAAAUUUUUUUGAACUCCUGCAUGUUCCCAGCUGCCUUACCAGUCUUAUUGAAGACCCUCUUCACGAUUGCCCAGUAACCUUCGAUGGGUUGUAGCUGAGGGUAAUUUGGUGGAUUGAUAUUUUUCUCAACGAAAUUUAUACCCUUUUCCGCAAGCCAUUUGAGAGUGGUUUUGGCAUAGUUAGCCGACGCCAAAUCCGACCAAAACAUUGGAGAUGUACUAUGCUUCUUAUAUAAAGACAGCAAUCUCUUCUGGAGACACUGGAGAUCGAUAAAUUUCUGCAUUCAUAGUUCCGGUAGUGUAAAAAACGGUUGACUUCAAACCACAGGAACAUAUUGCUUGCCAUACCAGUACCUUUCGACCGAAUUUCUUCACUUGAAUCGACCUGUCCGCAUCGCUCACAUCAUCCCCAACGACGACAGUAAAGUAUUGUGGACCUGGAAGCGUUUUUGAGUCCUCCUUAACAUAAGUCUCAUCGUCCAUCAAAACGUAUGCAUCCGGACACUGCAAAAGUAGCGAAUACAAUUUCCGGGCCCUUGUUGCUGCUCGCUUCUUCUGUUUUACAAUUUGUUUUCAGAUUUUCCGCUUCAUGUAGGUCUUCAGGUGAUUUCGCCUCUUGAUACGCUGGAUCAUUCCGACACUCGUUCCUGCUUUUUUGGCCAAAUCACGUAUUGACAUUGAUUUGUUCUUCAUGAUUAGAGAUACCACUUUCUGGUCCAGUUUCGGGUUGGAAAAACCGGGUUCUCUGCCUUUUCCUGCUAGCUCAUCCAAAGAAUAGUGUUCCCCAAACUUAUUAAUGAUGGUUUUAACACUGGCAUGAUGAAUUUCAAACCGCUUCGCAAAUUUUCGCAUUGUAAUACACUUCUCACUUAGCCAUGUGUCCAGAACCCUAAUUUUCACUUCCUUUCCAAUACGCGACAUUUUGAAAACGUAGAAUUUCAACCGCACAAACAAGUAAACAAACGAAAGCUGACAGCCAAACGCACAGCAUGCUGUGAUCUGAGCAUAAAAAACCAUCACAAAUACAUGCGUACAACACAAAUGUAUGUGGAUAGUUUAUUUUCGAUACACUUCUUAUGAGCUUAUUCGAAACGGAUUUGAUAAAUUGCUGCCGUUAAACGGUAUUAGAAAUCGCUUCAAAAUCCAAUAUUCAGUGGUAUAUCUUGGAAACCAAUAUCGAAAAGGUUUUGAAGGAAAGGAAAGAAGUGGUUAAAAGUCGUCUUAAAACUCAAGAUUGCAACUUCCGACGGUUCAUCUAUAUUCCUCGAAAACAUAAUAUAAAUAUUUUCGUAACUAAUGACAACUUUUGGUGUAACGAUUUUCGGAACUGAUGUGUAGACUCCGGAAAACGACGUUUGAAGUCUUUUCAAACUCCAAAAUGCGACUACCGGUCUAACGAUAUUUUUUGAAAGCCCUUACAAUAUAGGAUCUGAUGAGUAGAUACCGAAAAACCAUAUUUCAAUUCGAUUCAAGAUGGCGACUUUCAUUUAAUCGAUGUUCCUUGAAAAUCUCAACAGUAUGAGUAUAUUCGGAACUCAUUUUAUGAGUACAUGCCGGCAUCUAGUUUUAAAAGAAAUGUCGAUAAGUCGAAAGUCGCCAUCUUGGAAUUUAAAUCGUUUUUCGGCCCAUUUUCGUCAAAUUCGUUCCGGAAAUAUUCAUGUUGUAUUAGGUUUAGCAAAAUUUUACACACAAAAUUUUUUCUACGACAUCAAUUCCAAAUAACGUAAACUUAUUGUACGAUCAGAUUUGAUUUACGGAACCUCAGCUGUAGUUCGCUGGAGCUUUGGCUGUACUGGAAACCCCAAAAGCUGUUCAACUGUAUUCAUUUUGUUCUUCAUUUUAUUAGCUAAAAUGAACACGUUAAAAUAUAUGCGGGACCUUCUAUUUUCCACCACUAUUUUCAAACAUAUUUCUUUGCUUUUCUGGAUUAUUUCAUUUUUUAUGGGAAAAUCAUAACAUUCUUAGUUUAAUUCUCAAUUUAAUAAAAAAAAGCUAAUAUUUCCGAAACAUGCACUGGCUCAUUCAAGCGACUCAAACAGUCACAAACUACCGAAACUGUCUCCUAAGAUUCGUCCUUUUGCAAUCAACAGUAAAGUACUUACACGAGAACAAAACAAACAAAAAAAUGGCGAAUCGAUGUAAAUACUUUCGUAAUCCGGAUCGCAAUCCCCGUCUGCUAGCCAGUCUUUCAGUCGAAACUUAAGCAAACAUGUGAAUGACAAUUGUCGCAUCGCUGCAGGUGCCAUCUAGGCAUUUGCUCAAUAACUUUUAAGUGUUUAACCGUUUACGUUUGGUGUAGCUUUCUGCUUGUUUUACAUUUUGUCAACUAUUUUUCUUGGUCAUAAAAUGACAUCGUUUAGUGUAAUAUGUUGCCAAAACAAAUGAAAAGGAAUGAAAUAAGCGAGAGAAAUAAAAUUCACUACUUCUUACUACUAAUAAGCUACGAUAAUAUAUUUACUUGCUAAGUGAACUGUGCACCAGACAAUCUAUAAAAUCGAAACAGUAUCGAUGUUUUGUGAUCACAACUAUGUUACUACUAUGUAUGCGUAAAUCAUUCAUCUGGACCAAGUCAGACCUGCCUCUUCCCGAGAUAAAUCUGUUUUAACGUCUUGUUUAGUUACUACCCUAGUCAGGAGAUCGUUUUAUUUUGGCUCUAUAUUUAUCAACUUUGUUGAACGUUUGUUAGCCCAUUUUACCAUGUUUUAAUUUAUAGCAAGUGGAAAAUCACAAACAAACAAGCGAAGGAAAUGAUCGAAACAAAUAUGUGUGCAACUUUCAAAUUCUAAUUUAAACUAGUAAUCGAUUCUAUCGCAUUUUAUCCAAACUCCCAUAUUUAUCUCUAGAUAACCUACAUGAUUCUCAGACGGUGUGUCUUUUGUCUUAUGUAACGCGUGCAUUUUAAAUAGAUAUUCCACUACUAGUUUGUAACUUUUUCGAACCUUCACUGCAUUUGCUCACGAUUUUCAAAAACAAAAAAAACUGAAACAAGAACCAAAAUGCUCACAUUUGUACUAACAAUAAAGCAGUUACUAAAAUUUACACAUGAUUAGCAGCUCAAAAAUAGCGAAAAAAGUUCUGCAUUCGCGCCGGUUCUGCGAGAAAAUUGCUCAAGCUAUCUUUCUGUGAAGUAGUGAAACACUAAAACUUGAAAAAAAAAACGAAAACGGUCAUAUUUUUGAUACAGCACAUUGAUCCGGUGGCGGGUGACCAGUGUUAGAAAGUAGCAGCACCGAAUGCAGAAUUCAGUUUGGACUCCGAGUUCCACUACCUACUACUAUGAAACACUAACAACAAUCUUGCCAAAUAAUAAUAAUGAUAACGAUAUAAACAAGUUUUUGGAUGCAUCUAUUUUUACAUGAUAAUCACUACGUAAGCUCAGUCGAUAAUAAAAAUAAUCACGAACCGAACGAAA
Messenger RNA from Malaya genurostris, 11596 nucleotides. It is a transcript of the gene spri, whose product is annotated as protein sprint. Gene Ontology annotation, cellular component: cytosol; endocytic vesicle. Bases 846 to 5573 code for a protein of 1575 amino acids. The record is from RefSeq and is a predicted model, not a curated record. Gene Ontology annotation, biological process: vesicle-mediated transport; signal transduction. The transcript is spliced from 16 exons. Lineage: Eukaryota; Metazoa; Arthropoda; Insecta; Diptera; Culicidae. Gene Ontology annotation, molecular function: small GTPase binding; guanyl-nucleotide exchange factor activity.